AUUUCACAGUGCUGUUUUAAACGUAUUUUAGCACAUUCACAAUGAUUUGUCUAUGAUAAAGUAGAUCGAUGUUUUUGGAUUUUCGGUUUACACAAUUGCGUGUAAGUAACUGUGAGUCCAUAAGACAUUGAAAAUGCGUGUAGUUGGACUGAUACUCGUAUUAUUGAUGUGGAAACAAAAUUCCGCAAACAGCGUCCGUAUAGUAGAGCUACGUAUUUCAACUCACGCCGCUGAAGGCGGGGAGGCAUUGCUGGGCUGUCAGUUCGACAUGGAGGGUGACAGCCUGUACUCGGUAAAAUGGUACAAGGACGGCCGAGAGUUCUACCGAUACGUGCCCAUGAACGUGCCCCCCAUCAGUCACUUCCCGGCGCCAGGCGUUAUCGUAGAUCUGGCCCGUUCAUCAAGUAAUGUGGUGGCUUUGGAGAACCUGACGCGUGAGUCUGCAGGCGUUUAUCGUUGCGAGGUGUCCGGAGAAGCUCCGUACUUCGCUGUUGUCAACAGCGAGAAACGCGUCACCAUAUACUUUCUUCCUAAAAGCGGUCCAAAAAUCACCGGACUACAGAAACAGUACGAAAUUGGUGAUGAACUGCUUUUAAACUGCACUUCUCCACCAUCCCGGCCCGAAGCACAAUUAAAAUGGAUGCUGAAUGAUGAACCAGCACCUGAAGAAUACCUUAUGGGACCAUGGCACAAGAUUAGCAUGGAAAAUCCCGAGUCACCAAUGCGAACGAAAUUGAGACUGAGUUUUAUUGUAACACCGGAACAUUACGUUGAUGGAGUAAUGACGCUUAGAUGUCAAGCAACAAUAGCACCUCUAUAUCAGCAAGAAGCGAAUUAUACGUACUACCUCACCACACCUGCCUUUACAACUAUGGUCGCUCCGUUAGAUGAUCCCGAGCAGCUGAACACUAAUGAGAGCAGUUUAAGUAAUAUCUAUAAUAAUACAAUAUUAUAA
This is a messenger RNA of Achroia grisella, 955 nucleotides long. RefSeq lists its product as uncharacterized. The record is from RefSeq and is a predicted model, not a curated record. The coding region runs from base 134 to 955 and encodes 273 amino acids. The transcript is spliced from 6 exons. NCBI's taxonomy places the organism in Eukaryota, Metazoa, Arthropoda, Insecta, Lepidoptera, Pyralidae.